This is a messenger RNA of Chrysochloris asiatica (Cape golden mole), 1078 nucleotides long. RefSeq names its product replication factor C (activator 1) 2, 40kDa (gene RFC2). Gene Ontology annotation, cellular component: DNA replication factor C complex; nucleus. Lineage: Eukaryota; Metazoa; Chordata; Mammalia; Afrosoricida; Chrysochloridae. Gene Ontology annotation, biological process: DNA-templated DNA replication; DNA repair. The record is from RefSeq and is a predicted model, not a curated record. The coding region runs from base 1 to 1059 and encodes 352 amino acids. Gene Ontology annotation, molecular function: DNA binding; ATP hydrolysis activity; DNA clamp loader activity. The transcript is spliced from 11 exons.
AUGGAGGCGCAGGAGGGUGGAGGUGGAGUCGGCGAGCUAGCGGCCCAGGACCCUUCCCCAGCGCCCAGCAAGGCCCCCAGCAGCGCCGGUCACUAUGAGCUACCGUGGGUUGAAAAGUACAGACCAGUCAAGUUGAAUGAAAUUGUGGGGAAUGAAGACACCGUGAGCAGGCUGGAGGUCUUUGCAAGAGAAGGCAAUGUGCCCAACAUCAUCAUUGCCGGCCCCCCAGGAACUGGGAAAACGACAAGCAUCCUGUGUCUGGCACGAGCCUUACUGGGCCCCGCACUGAAGGACGCCGUCCUGGAACUCAACGCUUCCAAUGACAGGGGCAUCGAUGUUGUGAGGAAUAAAAUCAAAAUGUUUGCUCAGCACAAAGUCACUCUUCCCAAAGGUCGGCACAAGAUCAUCAUCCUGGAUGAAGCAGACAGCAUGACAGAUGGUGCCCAGCAAGCCCUGCGGAGAACCAUGGAAAUCUACUCCAAAACGACGCGCUUCGCUCUUGCCUGUAACGCCUCGGAUAAAAUUAUAGAGCCCAUUCAGUCACGCUGCGCAGUGCUCCGCUACACAAAGCUCAGCGAUGCACAGAUCCUGGCGAGGCUGAUGAACGUGAUCGAGAAGGAGAAUGUGCCGCACACCGAUGAUGGCCUGGAAGCCAUCAUCUUCACCGCCCAGGGAGACAUGAGGCAGGCCCUGAACAACUUGCAGUCCACCUUCUCGGGCUUUGGCUUUAUCAGCAGUGAGAAUGUGUUCAAGGUCUGUGACGAGCCCCACCCCUUGCUGGUGAAGGAACUGAUCCAGCAUUGUGUGAAUGCUGACAUCGACGAAGCGUACAAGAUUCUUGCUCACCUGUGGCGUCUUGGCUAUUCACCAGAAGACAUCAUUGGCAACAUUUUUCGAGUGUGUAAAACCUUCCAAAUGGCAGAAUACCUGAAACUGGAAUUCAUUAAGGAAAUCGGAUACACGCAUAUGAAAAUUGCAGAAGGUGUGCAGUCUCUCCUGCAGAUGGCCGGUCUGCUGGCCAGGCUGUGUCAGAAAACAAUGGCCCCGGUGACCAGUUAGAGAGAGUGGACACUUCCUG